AUGGCCGCCCCCGCGCCGCAGCCGCAGCCGCCUCCCCCCGAGGGCUUGCCCUGGCCCCUGAGCCUCCUGCCCGCGCCCCUGGGGCUGCUGCGCCUGGACCCCACGGGCGGCGCGCUGCUGCUGCUCGGCCUGACCGCGCUGCUCGGCUGGAGCUGGGUGCGGCGCUGCCGGCCGCCGGGCAUCCCCCCCGGGCCCACGCCCUGGCCGGUGGUGGGCAACUUCGGCUUCGUGCUGAUGCCGCUCUUCCUCCGCGGGAGGUCCUGGGUGAAUUUAGGGAGGAGUAUGCCAAACCUGGACCCAUCCAUGCCGGCCUCGCAGGUGAUGCUGACCAACCUGGCCAAGGUCUACGGCAACAUCUACAGCUUCUUCGUGGGCCCCUUCCUGGUGGUGGUCCUCAAUGACUUCCACAGCGUGCGCGAGGCGCUGGUGCAGCAGGCCGAGGCCUUCAGCGACCGCCCGCGCAUGCCGCUGGUCUCCCGAGUGACCAAGGAGAAGGGAGUUGUAUUCGCACGUUAUGGUCCAGUCUGGAGACAACAGAGGAAGUUCUCUCAUUCAACUCUUCGUCAUUUUGGCUUAGGAAAGCUUAACUUGGAGCCCAAGAUUAUUAAGGAGUUCAAAUAUGUGAAGGAGGAAAUGCAAAAACAUGGAGGAGACCCCUUCAAUCCUUUCCCCAUUGUCCACAAUGCUGUCUCUAACAUCAUUUGCCUCAUGUGUUUUGGCCGGCGCUUUGAUUACAACAAUAGUGAGUUUAUGAAAAUGCUUACUUUUAUGUCACGAGGGUUAGAAAUCUGUCUGAACAGCCAGCUUCAACUGGUCAACAUAUGUUCCUGGCUUUAUUAUCUUCCUUUCGGACCAUUUAAGGAAUUAAGGCAAAUUGAAAAUGAUAUUCUCGGUUUCCUUAGAAGAAUAAUCAAAGAACAUCGAGAAUCUCUGGACACUGAGAACCCACGGGACUUCAUAGACAUGUACCUUCUCCAUGUGGAUGAAGAGAAGAAAAACAACAGCAAUAGUAGUUUUAAUGAAGAUUACUUACUUUAUAUCAUUAGUGAUCUCUUCAUUGCUGGGACUGAUACCACGACUAACUCUUUGCUUUGGUGCCUUCUGUAUAUGUCACUGUACCCUGACAUACAAGUAAAGGUUCACGAGGAAAUUGAAAGGGUCAUUGGUGCUGACCGAGUCCCUUCCUUCACUAACAAGGCCCAGAUGCCCUUUACAGAAGCCACCAUCAUGGAGGUGCAGAGGCUGACAAUGGUGGUGCCACUUUCCAUUCCACAUAUGACCUCGGCGAAAACAGUGCUCCAAGGUUAUACUAUUCCUAAAGGCACAGUGAUACUACCCAACUUGUGGGCAGUGCACAGAGACCCAGCCAUUUGGGAGAAACCUAAUGAUUUCAACCCUACUCGAUUUCUGGAUGAGCAAGGACAACUUAUUAAAAGAGAAACAUUUAUUCCUUUUGGGAUAGGGAAGCGGGUGUGUAUGGGAGAGCAGCUGGCAAAGAUGGAACUAUUCCUGACGUUUGUGACCCUGAUGCAGAGUUUCACAUUCGCUUUACCUAAGGAUUCUGAGAAGCCCAAUCUGACUGGAAAAUAUGGUCUAACUUUAGCCCCGAAUCCGUUUAAAAUAAUCAUUUCAAAGAGAUAA
This is a messenger RNA of Pipistrellus nathusii (Nathusius's pipistrelle), 1641 nucleotides long. The record is from the annotation of a GenBank genome assembly. NCBI's taxonomy places the organism in Eukaryota, Metazoa, Chordata, Mammalia, Chiroptera, Vespertilionidae.